Molecule: messenger RNA, 1710 nt
Organism: Westerdykella ornata
Lineage: Eukaryota; Fungi; Ascomycota; Dothideomycetes; Pleosporales; Sporormiaceae
Exons: 2
Coding region: 1-1710 (569 amino acids)
Source: RefSeq, a predicted model, not a curated record
AUGCGUCGAAGGGGUGGCGGCAACCACAACAAUCGCGGUAAUGGACACCGAAACAAGCGCAAGCACUUGCCCUUCAACGGCGACAAAAACAACCUGAAUCGUGGAAACAACAAUGACCGCAAUAAUCGUCCAGAUAAACCCUGGGGCGAUCGGGCCUCACGGUACUGCGACCAGUGCGGGACGAACCCAACCCAUGAUACCGCUCACUGCUUUUUUCUGAACAAACAGAACGACAAAAGUAAUCAGAACAAGAACAGGAAUCAGAACAACAGUAGUCUUGGAUCCCCACUCUGUAGCCAAUGCGAGCGCAGAGGCCAUCACACCAACCAGUGCAAAGCCAUAAAAGUGCCCGAGGAAGACCGUUGCACUUGCGGAAAUACCUACCAUACUGAGGACUACUGUCAAUUUAAGACCGAUCCUGAGGAAAGGGCCCGCCAGCUGGGUCAGCCCGUGGCGUUCAGAAACGAGAUGUGGAAGAUAAUAUUCGAGCCUUAUAGGCGACACAAGUGGUGUUAUCACUGCACGGCCGAUGACCACAUAACAAAGGCCUGCGAGACUACGCAAGCCUAUCAGAAGAGCAAGGAUUGGGAAGGCAAGAUUGAUCUCAUCGUCGAAGUCGAAGUGGAACGCAUAGACCCUAUCACGCCUGCCGGCGACGCCUUGGGCGAUGUCUCGAUGGCUGACGGCACCCUGGCACGCACCGGCCCUCCAAGUGCUCAGGAAUUUGAGUGGUGUAUAUUCUGUGAGAAUUUUGACAUGGUCGCUUUACGUCGCCACGGCAAAGAUAAAUGCAAUACCCAGGAGUUCAUGGCGCGGAUGCCAGCGAGAUUUCGCGCGGUAGGUGAAAAGGCUCAGCCUCCGGGCUAUCAACCUCAGGCCCUCCAGCCCCAAGCCUGUCAACUUCAGGCUUAUCAGCCCCAAGGAGGUCAUCACAUGGUGACGCGCUCCAAAGCGAGAAACCAAAUCAGAAUUCCGAGCCCGCCUGUCGACCCAUGGGGAGAGGUCCUGGUACUGUGUGAGACGUACAACUGCGGCGCUCACCUGGUAUUCAAUCUUGGGAAUACUACCGAGGACGGGUACUGUGAGAGAUGUCGACGAAUGAUGCGAAAUCCCUUUCGCGGCAUGACUGAAAAGUUGUCACAGGAAAUGUCUGCAAUGGGGGUCGAGGAACUGGAGCGUGCGCUCCAAGAGCAGUUCCCCCAGCUGGCCGGCAAGCUCGUCGCGGAAAAGAAGCCACAGCCUAGCGCUUAUGGUAGGCCCAGCGUUUGGCUUCCGAAACAAAGCCUAGCCGUCGACGAAUGGCCUGAGUCGCAGCCCAUCUACCGAGAUGUGAAGAUUCAGGAUCCUCAGUCGCGCGAGUGGGUCUCCAUAUUCAAAGAUGGGGGAACUUUCUUCAAUCAUCCCGGGAAUUUCCAGCCCUAUUUCCCCCCCACUUUGGUCAGACUAACGUCCUGGCAUUUGAAGCACGCAGAAGAUGGAAACAAUCCCAUCAACAAGGUGGCAAAACGGGGCCUUGAAUUUGUAUGCGUAGGCUGUAAGACGCCUAGCGUUGUUCGCGAUGCUGAAGACGACGUAGUCAUGUGUGAUACCGACCCAGCAUGUACCCUGGGCUGCGGCACUGGAACGGUGGAAUUUUGUAACCCGUGGAAUAGGCAGACGUGUGUGUGUCCGGUCACAUUUUUGCACGAUCCUCAGAGGUUAGGGUACUGA